Anopheles gambiae (African malaria mosquito) is the source of this 3453-nucleotide messenger RNA. RefSeq names its product allantoinase. Gene Ontology annotation, molecular function: zinc ion binding; allantoinase activity; cobalt ion binding. The transcript is spliced from 3 exons. The record is from RefSeq and is a predicted model, not a curated record. Gene Ontology annotation, cellular component: cytoplasm. Bases 1831 to 3339 code for a protein of 502 amino acids. Gene Ontology annotation, biological process: purine nucleobase catabolic process; allantoin catabolic process. NCBI's taxonomy places the organism in Eukaryota, Metazoa, Arthropoda, Insecta, Diptera, Culicidae.
UCAGUUUCUGUAAACAUAUAACAGUUCCUAUGCAAAUAUUUGUACUCGUACCUGUACCGGAUUCGGAAGGGGUCCGACAGGUUCGGUACAAGUUCCGGAACAGGUACAAGUUUUGUAACGGUUUAUAUAUCGCUACAGUUUUUGUUCGAAAUCUGAUACACGUACCUAUACUGGGAUGGAAUCAAGACAGGUUCGAGGAUGGGUACAGUCACAGUUUCUGGAAUGUGAAAAGAUAGUGAGGUUCCGAAUCAGUGCCUGAAGUAACAAAGGUUCAAUAACAAUUCCGGAACCGGUACAAGUUUUAUUUCAGUUUCUAUAUCGUUAUAGUUCUACAAUUGGUACUCGAACCUGUACCAGGAGAGAUUCGGAAUAGGUUACAGGAACAACAUCAGGUCCUGAAUAUGUGAUAAGAACAAUAUUAGUUUCUGGGCCGCAAUAAAAUGGGUUGAAAUUUAUUAAAGAAGCUGUAUAGGAGGUAUAGCGGUAUAAUAAAAUCAAGAUCAAGUCUUAAGCAGGCAACGGGUUCAGAAACAGUUCAAAGAUUGGGUAUCAGUCCCAGAAUAGAUAUAGCUUGUAGCUCCUACUUCAAAAAAUGGGUAAGAUAAUAAAAGUAUUCAAAACUAGAACAGGGAUCCAGCACUAGAGCACGGUCGUGAUCUAUUUCAAGAAUGUCAAAGGUCAAAACGAAACAUUCCAGAUCCGGGAAUCGUUUUUCAUCACUUCCCAGAUUAUCAAAGUUUUGGUAUUUCAGCGCCAAGAUAGUUUUUCGGUUGCAGUUCCAAGAUCACAAUAGGGACAACAUCAGAUACAGGCGAAAUUGGAAAAGACCUUGGAAUAAUUCUAAUCGAGUACAAUCCCGCAUGGAGUUUAGUAACUGAAUCAGAUUUUUGGAAUUUGAAGCAUUACAUCUUUGACCCUGUUUCCAAUAAUUAAUAGGUGCCUCUAUUAAAUGAGGUAGUUUUUUUAGGACAAAUAAAUGAACAAAUAUUUGAAUAAAUAAUAGAAACAAUGACACCCUGCUUUUCAUCAUUCAUGUGUGUUUUAUUUUGUUACUUUUAUUUUAGUACACGUAAAACCUAAUAUACUAAAUAACUCACUGCCAUAACAACAGCUAAAGAUCUCUAUUUUUAGUUGCGUUGCCGUGCGUCACAGAGUAUUUUUGGAGCACCUAGAGCACCCUAAGACUCGUUAUCGCAUACAGUAUUUUCGAAGUGCAAUUAUAGGAUCCCCAGCAGUUCCUGAUUGUCUUGGACUUUAUUUUUCUUUUUAAUGAAACUGAUUAUACGCGGGGGCUCGCUUUAGCUGCCAUCUGACUGCUCUGGCUACAUAAUAUUUAUUGCCAGUGAUACGGUGCAAUUUGCUGCGCCCCAAAACGAAUCAUCUUCUCCUUGGGUCGUAUAUGGAUGAGAAGAUUUUUGUUAUUAUGAAGCUACGAAGCUUCUACGUCACACAGAGUCUUCCAAUCACGUUGUACAACAGCUGUCCGCUACUAACAAUAAGAUCUGACGUAUAGUUCUGAUGCCCAUCAGUAAGCAGGCUCACUGCCAACUCCAAGUAGAAAAGGGCACCUGAUCCGCCACAUCUACAAAAAAUCGUCACCAGGUCCCGAUCUGGCGUGAUCUUACGGCAUGGCCUGCAGCGUCCAUUACGUACAGGAAACACACACACACACACACACGCAUAUAAGAGAUAAUGGGGAGAAAAAGAUCUCGCUGUUGCGCAUCGAUCCUGGCAACAGAAUGCGCAAAAGAAGACAACCGCGCACCGCGCCUUAUAAGACGCACCGCAUGCUCGCUCGUCUUCCAGUCUGCCUCAGGAUAGGUCCUCAGGAUGGACACCGUCUACACGAGCAAGCGAAUCUUUCUGAACAGUGCGAGCCUGCCGGCGGAAGUGUUCCCCGGUGGGAUCGUCGUGUCCGCCCACGACGGUAAGGUGACGCGCGUGCUCCCCUCCUGGGCCGCCGUUGAGCGAUACCUGAAGGACAAUGAAGGCGCAUAUGAGCACUUGGAUUUUGGCAAUUUGAUGCUCAUGCCGGGACUGAUCGAUACGCACGUCCACAUCAAUGAGCCGGGCCGUACCGAGUGGGAAGGCUUCCACACUGCGACCAAGGCGGCAGCAGCGGGCGGUUUUACCACGAUCUGCGACAUGCCGCUCAACUCGAUCCCACCGACGACAACCGUAGCCAAUCUGCGCGCCAAGGUGAAUGCGGCGCGCGGCAAGAUCUUCGUCGAUGUGGCGUUCUGGGGCGGGCUAGUGCCGGACAAUCUGCCCGAGCUGCGCCGGCUGAUUGCGGCCGGUGUGUUCGGGUUCAAGUGCUUUCUGUGCCCGAGCGGCGUCGAGGAGUUCCCGCACGUUACGGAGGAGCAGGUGAUGGAGGCGGCACGCCUGCUCGAAGGAACCGGUGCAGUGCUAGCGUUCCACGCCGAGGUAGAGUGUCAGCGGCUGCAGAGUGACUGCCCCAGACCGCUCGACCCGCACAAGUACCGCUCGUUCCUGCAGACGCGCCCCGACACGAUGGAACAGCGGGCGAUCGAGCUGGUCGCGAAGGUGGCCCAGCGGCACGACGUUCGGGCACACAUCGUGCACCUGUCCACGGCCCGCGCCCUGCCAACGAUCAGAGCGGCCCGGGCGCUCGGCGCUCGCCUGACGGUGGAAACCUGCCACCACUAUCUGUCGCUGGCCGCCGAGGACGUGCCGGACGCUCGCACCGAGUACAAGUGCUGUCCGCCGAUACGCGGCCGCACCAACCGGGAGCAGCUGUGGCGCGCCGUGCAGGCCCGGGACAUUGAUCUGAUCGUGUCGGACCAUUCGCCCAGCACGCCCCAGCUGAAGCUGCUCACCGACGGCAAGCGGCAGGGUAACUUCCUCGAGGCGUGGGGUGGCAUUUCCUCGCUGCAGCUCGGGCUGCCCCUGUUCUGGACCGGCUGCCGGCGGUACGGGCUGUCGCUGCAGGAGACGGUCCGCCUGCUCUGCACCGAGCCGGCCCGGCUGAGCGGGCUGGACCAUCGCAAGAGCCGGCUGGACGUUGGCUACGACGGGGACAUGUGUGUCUGGGAUCCGGAGGGUACGGUCACCGUCACGGAGGACAUGCUCGAGUUCCAGCACAAGGCGACGCCGUACCUGAACCGAACGCUUCAGGGCGUCGUGCAUGCAACGAUACUGCGCGGCUCACUGAUCUAUCAACGCACGGACGUGCCAGCUUUUGGGCCACCUUUGGGCAGUAUACUGCUCGAUGGUCCUAAGGCAGUAGUUCAACGAGAGGAGUUGAGCAAGAGUUCAACAUUGGCCGCAGGAAGCAUAUCGGUUGAAGAAUUGGAAGAUGAUGAUAUAGAUUUGUAAAAAGAAUACAAAUAUAUAUGCUAGGGUAGAAUAGCUAUAAGUAAUAAGAUAAGUCAUAUGGGUAAGAGGCAAACUUGAAUACACUGUUACAGACGGCACGUACAGAUUUCGUAA